Messenger RNA from Kogia breviceps (pygmy sperm whale), 2777 nucleotides. RefSeq names its product phosphodiesterase 1B (gene PDE1B). Gene Ontology annotation, biological process: signal transduction. NCBI's taxonomy places the organism in Eukaryota, Metazoa, Chordata, Mammalia, Artiodactyla, Physeteridae. Gene Ontology annotation, cellular component: neuronal cell body. Gene Ontology annotation, molecular function: calmodulin-activated 3',5'-cyclic-GMP phosphodiesterase activity. The record is from RefSeq and is a predicted model, not a curated record.
CCUCUCUCCAGUUAAUUAACGGUUAUUCCCCAGUCCCCGUUUUACAGAUGAGGAAACUGGGGCUGGGAGUAUUAAAGAAAAUUGCCCAGCCUCUCGGUUUCGAUGAGCAAGUCCUUCUGACUUUCAGUCACUACUUGGGCGGGGGCUUCCCUCCCUGUUGAGCGGAUCUCUGGGUAAGGAUCCCCAGAUCCCUAGCUUUAGCGAGCCCCUCUCCUGCAGUUCCUAGUUCUCUUCCGGUCUUGCUUCCAUCCUUUCAAGUGGGUUAAAGCUCAUUUUGAAGAAUGGCCCCGGAAAAAGACCCUGGGAGGGAGCCGAAUCUGCCUUAGCCUCGCUGAGGGGCUCUUGUAGGGCCCUUUCCCUUCACUGCAGACUUCCUCUCAUGGACAAAUUCAGGAUGGUUCCCUGCCCCUGCACCCUUAAGCCUCCUGCUAACCCUUUCCUUCUCCCCAAAGAGGAGCCCCACCUCUUCAGAGCAAGGGGCUGGCCUGUACUAUUUUUGUCCUUUCUGGGAUUCUUCUGAGAACAGAUUCUUGUUUUCAGUCUGAUUCAGAUGUGAAACUUUUCCUGCAGCCUCUCACCCACUUGCUGUGGGCUGGGUCUCUGUCUCAUCACUCCUUCCUCCAGCCAGGCUCCUCCUGUUCCCCUGCCCCAAAUUCUUUCUGGUCAGUCACUUUUGCUGAGACCUGGAGGAGGAAGUCAGGGGCCCAAGAGGGAGCCAUUCCCCUCAGGGGCUCAGGGGGCCCGAGGGCAGCAUUUUGAUACUCUGAAGUAGGAAAACUUUGAUUCCCAUGGCAAGCCCUGUUCCUGUGCUGAGGAGUCACCUCCAGGGCCCCAUCCUCAGGCUGCGCUACAUGGUGAAGCAGUUGGAGAAUGGGGAGGUAAACAUUGAGGAGCUGAAGAAAAACCUGGAGUACACAGCUUCCCUGCUGGAGGCCGUCUACAUAAAUGAGACACGGCAAAUCUUGGACACGGAGGAUGAGCUGCAGGAGCUGCGGUCUGAUGCAGUGCCUUCGGAGGUGCGGGACUGGCUGGCCUCCACCUUCACCCAGCAGGCCCGGGCCAAAGGCCGCCGAGCAGAGGAGAAGCCCAAGUUCCGGAGCAUCGUGCACGCGGUGCAGGCUGGGAUCUUCGUGGAACGGAUGUUCCGGAGAACGUACACCUCUGUGGGCCCCACCUAUUCCACUGCGGUCCUCAACUGUCUCAAGAACCUGGAUCUCUGGUGCUUUGAUGUCUUUUCCUUGAACCGGGCAGCUGAUGACCACGCCCUGAGGACCAUUGUUUUUGAGCUGCUGACUCGGCACAGCCUCAUCAGCCGCUUUAAGAUUCCCACUGUGUUUUUGAUGACUUUCCUGGAUGCCUUGGAGACAGGCUAUGGGAAGUACAAGAACCCUUACCAUAACCAGAUCCAUGCAGCUGACGUUACCCAGACGGUCCAUUGCUUCUUGCUCCGCACAGGGAUGGUGCACUUCCUGUCGGAGAUCGAGGUCCUGGCCAUCAUCUUUGCUGCAGCCAUCCACGACUAUGAGCACACCGGCACUACCAACAGCUUCCACAUCCAGACCAAGUCAGAAUGCGCCAUCCUGUACAAUGAUCGUUCAGUUCUGGAGAAUCACCACAUCAGCUCUGUUUUCCGGAUGAUGCAGGACGACGAGAUGAACAUUUUCAUCAACCUCACCAAGGAUGAGUUUGUAGAGCUGCGGGCCCUGGUCAUCGAGAUGGUGUUGGCCACAGACAUGUCCUGCCAUUUCCAGCAAUUGAAGUCCAUGAAGACGGCCUUGCAGCAGCUGGAAAGGAUUGAUAAGCCCAAGGCCCUGUCUCUACUGCUCCAUGCUGCUGACAUCAGCCACCCAACCAAGCAGUGGUCGGUUCACAGCCGCUGGACCAAGGCCCUCAUGGAGGAAUUCUUCCGCCAGGGUGACAAAGAGGCAGAGCUGGGCCUGCCCUUCUCUCCGCUCUGUGACCGCACUUCCACUCUCGUGGCACAGUCCCAGAUUGGUUUCAUUGACUUCAUCGUGGAACCCACGUUCUCUGUGCUGACUGAUGUGGCCGAGAAGAGUGUCCAGCCCAUGGGGGAGGAAGACUCCAAGUCUAAAACCCAGCCCAGCUUCCAGUGGCGCCAGACUUCUCUGGAUGUGGAAGUGGGAGACCCCAACCCCGACGUGGUCAGCUUCCGCUCUACCUGGAUCAAAUACAUUCAGGAGAACAAGCAGAAAUGGAAGGGACGGGCGGCAAGUGGCAUCACCAACCAGAUGUCCAUUGACGAGCUGUCCCCCUGUGAGGAAGAGGCCCCAGCCUCCCCUGCUGAAGAUGAUCGCAACCAGAACGGGAAUCUGGACUAGCCUGGGGCCGGCCCAGGUCCUCACCGAGUCCAAAGUGAUUGAUGUCAUCAGCACCAUCCAUCGGGACUGGCUCCCCCAUCUGCUCCAAGGGAGCAUGGACGUUGAGGAACAGACAACCCACCCGAAGGACAAAUGCCAGAGAUUGCGGGAUUGGGGAAAGGGCCUGUCCCCACCCGACACCCACUGGGGCGCACUUUAAUCUCCCGGCGGCAAGACUGGGGAACUUCAGGCUCCCAGUGGUCACUGUGUCCACCCCCUCUGCCUCUGGACUCUCCCUAUGGCCAGAUGAUCGGCUGGAGGGAGCUUCCUGGAGGCUUCCCAGGGACUGGCGGGGAGGGUUGGAGAUGCCAGCCCCCUGGGUCCUCCCCCAUCCUUUUUGCCUCCAAGUUUCUAAGCAAUACAUUUUGGGGGUUUCCUCAGCCCCCACCCCAGAUCUUA